This is a messenger RNA of Annulohypoxylon maeteangense, 1850 nucleotides long. RefSeq lists its product as uncharacterized. The record is from RefSeq and is a predicted model, not a curated record. Bases 483 to 1706 code for a protein of 407 amino acids. Lineage: Eukaryota; Fungi; Ascomycota; Sordariomycetes; Xylariales; Hypoxylaceae. The transcript has a single exon.
CUUGGAACCUUGAACCUUUGGUCCUUAGGUAAUAUCUAAUUCCUAAAUAUCAUAAUUAUACCCAGUUUCUACUAGUAAGCUGAAAAGUCUACCCGAAUAAAGGGUUUAUGCUGCGUAGAACAUGUCAGAAUAUAUCAAACUAUCGAUGAAAAUCUUCUAUGCAUUUCAUUUCCAAUGGCUUCUCGAAGAUAUUUUAAUACAGCAUUUGCCCUAUGAAAGCGGCAUCGGUAUGACGUGAGCGACGAUGAGAUCCCAGGAGCCAGCUGAGAAUUGUGACUAGGGGGACUCAAAGCGAAGACUACCAUUAUGAGUCUAAGGGCCGGCGAUCAGGUUCAUAUAAUAUAUAAUUACCUGUUCAGGUGCGUACUCCCUAUUUACUCCUUUCCGAAUCAUUAGUUCGCAUACCGCCAUCACCUGAGGAUUCUUGAUUCCUUCAUCAUAGAUCUACGACUAUUACACUGCCUCUGAAAUCGACUUGCACCAUGCGAAGCGCUUUUAGCACAUAUGCCCUUAGGGCCAUUCUAGGGGGCUUGUUGUUCUCGGCUGCCCAUGCACAGAUGAGAGUCAGCAGCUUUGAUGGUAACGUCACAGAUGAUGAGUUAAAAUCAUUCAACGACUUCGUUACUACGCUAAAGCCUGGCACAUCCAACAAGGGCAAUGAGUGGGCGCAAGGACACAGCGGUGAGCAGACAAAGGCAAUGGGUCUCGUCUACCAGAUAGCUGGAGAAAAGGAGACUCUCGACCAAAUGCUUCGCUUUUGCGACGCCGUCUUAUCGGAGAGAAACGACCUAGCGAAAGCUCCAGUAGGCCAGCACAAGAUUUGGACCGGAGGAAUUGAUCCUGUCUGGCCGAACGAUGUUACCAAGACACCAAUCGCCACCGGCGGAGAGCAAGGCGACCCGGUUGGACAUCUAGCUAGCUGCUCCUACCUUAUUUUAAACACGAAGAAGCUCUACAACCAGAAGGUUGCUACAGGAGAUCCUCACAACUAUGGCGCUACCUACUUAGAGCGGGCCAAGACCUAUCUCAAGCAAGCAGAUGCUUCGAUGAGCAACCACAUCCUAAAGCGGCUUCUAGACGUUUCGGACGGGAACAAGAUGUAUUUCGCUAAGGAUGCGCCUUACAUGGGCGGGAAAGCUGUCCCCUGGAACCAGCAGAUGAUGUUUAACUACGCAUUCCUGAACCUUGUCAACGCGCACAAAAUCCUCAACGACAACCCUACACUGUUGAACAAAUACAAGUCGCUCAUCAGCGCUAGCAUAGAAUGGUUCUUCCACGGCGGAGGCGCUCAAGCUAAAAAGAGCAAGAAGGGCAACCCUAUCUAUGAUUGGGGUUAUACCAUGCCGAAGACGAGCGGAGAGGACUCCAACCACGGCUCGCUUGACGUUGCUGGGUUUGCCCGUACUUUUAUUGACGGUAACUACGGUAUCACGGCCGACCAGAUGAAGACCUUGGCCAACAUGUUUGUCGACGUUAUGACUCUAGGAGAUAAGAAGUAUGCCGGAACCGUGGACGGCCAGUCCAAGAGUGGACACGCCUCGUCUACCACCUCUGUCCGCACCGGAUAUCUCUUUUUGGCGGAAUUCCGACCGGAUGCCUAUAAGUCCAUGAUGUCUGCGGAUCUCGCAGUUGGUAAGACCACCAAAAGCACCGAUGGGUUCUCCCGUUUCUUGUGGGUGAAGCAUCGGCUUGCGGAUACAAAAUAAGUCGGGAUGUCCCAAAAGGGAUAUUAUUCAAGCCGAGUGUUAUCUUGUGAGAUGUAUUGAAAGGUAUACCUCGCAAAUUCCUAUAUACCAUACCUACCUACCUAUACAUGUACAUUCAAAAUCUAAAUGGCAUAUUUACACACA